CCGCCAAUCACGUCAUCAGUCACUUCUGAGGUGACGAAGUAAUUCACAUAAAGACCUGUGGAGGGCAGCAACACGCCUAAGAUCGCCCGGUCUGCCGGAAAUUAAAGAGAAGAAGAAGUCAUCAGUCACAGUCAGUCAUUACACGAGACCAAGCUCGCCCCUCCGCUGACGACAUGUCCUGGAAAGGAGUCCACCGGGGGGCAACCGCCGCCUUCCCGGGAGAGGAGGACGAAGACGACCAGGACGAGACGUUAAAUGUUUUGCAGCAGGAAGAGGAGAAGGCAGAAGCUGAAGAAAAAGUCGAUCCAAGCUUGCUGACUGAUGACCACCUGAAGGCUGCUUUGCUUGCACAUGGCGUCAAAAUUGGGCCUAUCGUGGACACAACCAGGUGGUUUUAUGAGAGGACGCUGAGGAGGCUCCAGGCUGACGACGGACAGAAGACGUCAACCAUCGAAACAAUCGUCUUGUCUUCUGACAGUGAGGACAACCAAGCAGAUUGCGAUGGACAAGAAGAGGAAGACGAAUGCAGCAAGUUAAUUGUUUUGCAGCAGGAGGAAGAGGAGAAGGCAGAAACUGAAGACAAAGUCGAUCCAAGCACGCUGACUGAUGACCACCUGAAGGCUGCUUUGCUCGCGCAUGGCGUCAAAAUUGGACCUAACGUGGACACAACCAGGUGGUUUUAUGAGAGGACGCUGAGGAGGCUCCAGGCUGACUACGGACAGAAGACGUCAACCAUCGAAACAAUCGUCUUGUCUUCUGACAGUGAGGACAACCAAGCAGAUUGCGAUGGACAAGAAGAGGAAGAAGAACGCAGCAAGCAUGCUGUCAUUCGCAGCUCCCAGCUGAAAGUUAGCAAACCUGUGUCGACGUUUGAAACCAAGGUGUUGGCCGGAUCCAUCCAGAGUUGCACUUCUCCAACGGAGAACUUCAGCAUCACUCAAAUGGUGCAAGAGAUGGAGGGUCGGAGGUCAAAGGUGAAUGACUGCGAAAUACGCCGACGUUGGUCUUCGUCCGACUCCGUGGACAUGACGGCAGGUGUGGAUGAGAGGAGGCAAUCCCAACACUUUACUCCAAUGGUGUCACUUUCUGAAAGACAAGAAAAGGAGUUACUUCCUGACAUCGCGACCACACCCACGGCCAUCAGCGUGGCCUGUCGCAGGCCCAUCAAGGGUGCGGCGGGGCGUCCCGUGCGGUACCAAAGAAGGCCAAUCAGUCCCAGGACGGAGGACAGGAAGGAAGUGGAGUGUGGCUUGGUUCCCGUUCAGGUCCAGUUUGUGGUGUUUGUGUUCUUGGCUGUGCUUCUCUUUGUUGUUGAAGACCAGUCUCUGAGUCCACUCCUGGUCCUGGUCUACAACCUGGUGACUUCUCUCUGCAACACGGAGUCAAACCUGCAGGAGACUGUAGCACUGUUAGGGCAGGACUAAAUGUUGACUUAAAAUGUCAAUAUAUUUUUCAAUAUUUUUAAAACUUGUUUCAAUAAAAAUGUUGUGCUUUUGUA
This is a messenger RNA of Entelurus aequoreus (snake pipefish), 1498 nucleotides long. RefSeq names its product lamina-associated polypeptide 2, isoforms beta/gamma-like. The record is from RefSeq and is a predicted model, not a curated record. The coding region runs from base 174 to 1424 and encodes 416 amino acids. The transcript is spliced from 14 exons. NCBI's taxonomy places the organism in Eukaryota, Metazoa, Chordata, Actinopteri, Syngnathiformes, Syngnathidae.